Molecule: messenger RNA, 3378 nt
Organism: Pelobates fuscus (common spadefoot toad)
Lineage: Eukaryota; Metazoa; Chordata; Amphibia; Anura; Pelobatidae
Gene: PIAS3
Product: protein inhibitor of activated STAT 3
Exons: 14
Coding region: 242-2140 (632 amino acids)
Biological process (GO): protein sumoylation; regulation of transcription by RNA polymerase II
Cellular component (GO): chromatin
Molecular function (GO): zinc ion binding; SUMO ligase activity; transcription coregulator activity
Source: RefSeq, a predicted model, not a curated record
GUGCUAGCAGCCAGCUCACCGCCUGUGUAUUUCCUGAUUCAGACCAGCUCUCCUAUAAAGUGAAAGUCGGCUAGGAUUGUGGAUUUUAAUGUAUUUUACCCCCUCUGGUCUCAUCUCUGCGCCUGGAUCUGCCCCUCAACACCCCUGGAGUUAACUCUUCAGCUGCUGAACCCAAUAGGAAUGUACUUUUUUUUUCCCCAGCUAGGAUCUCCUUGUCCUUUUAAACCCCCUGCUCUGGCAUAUGGUUAUGAACUUUAGAGUAUCGGAACUACAAGUUCUACUGAGUUUUGCUGGCCGGAACAAGACUGGAAGAAAGCAGGAGAUACUCGCUAAAGCUCUUCAACUUGUCAGAUUCGGCUGUAAUUCAACCGUGCAAAUGAAGAUCAAAGAACUGUACCGGAGACGGUACCCUCGCAAGAUCCUAAACACAGCUGGCUUACCCAUGUUACACAUACAAACAGGUGCCCUGACCUCUACCAGCUCAAUGACACAAAGCUCAGUGUGCCACCUGGCGUAUGAUGCCAGUCCCAAUUCAAACACUGUUACCUCCUCCAUGUUGCCUUCAGUUCCCAUGAUGGGUCCUAAGCACGAAACAGAUAUCCAGCAUCUCUCACCAGCUAUUCACCCGUUGCAUCCUGAUGUUAAGAUGAAACGUCUUCCAUUUUAUGAGGUCUAUGAUGAGCUCAUUAAACCCACCACAUUGGCCUCCACGAACAGUCAGCGGUUUGAAGAGGCACACUUUAAUUUUGCAUUAACUCCACAGCAGGUUCAUCAGAUCCUCACUUCAAGAGAUAUUCUACCCGGAGCCAAGUGUGAUUAUACAGUACAAGUACAACUGAGGUUCUGCUUGUGUGAGACCAGUUGUCCUCAAGAAGACUAUUUCCCCCCGAACCUGUUUGUGAAAGUGAACGGAAAACUCUGCCCUUUGCCUGGCUACUUACCUCCCACAAAGAAUGGAGCUGAACCAAAACGGCCGAGCAGGCCCAUUAAUAUUUCUCCACUCGUCCGAUUGACCUCAACAAUACCCAACACCAUUGUGGUGAAUUGGUCCUCUGAGUUUGGCAGAAACUACUCUCUAUCCUUGUAUCUGGUGAAGCAGCUGACAUCCGUAACAUUACUGCAAAAACUCCGCGCCAAAGGAAUCCGGAAUCCGGACCAUUCUCGGGCUCUCAUCAAAGAGAAACUGACCGCUGAUCCCGAUAGCGAAAUUGCAACCACAAGCCUUCGUGUGUCUCUGAUGUGUCCGCUUGGUAAGAUGCGAUUGACGGUCCCUUGCCGAGCCAUCACCUGCACGCACCUACAGUGCUUUGACGCUGCACUCUACCUUCAAAUGAAUGAGAAAAAACCUACGUGGACAUGUCCUGUGUGCGAUAAGAAGGCUCCGUAUGAUACGCUGAUUAUUGAUGGUCUCUUCAUGGAGAUCCUUAAUUCCUGCACAGACUGUGACGAGAUCCAGUUCAUGGAAGACGGGUCUUGGUGUCCUAUGAAACCAAAAAAAGAGAAGGCAGAAAUCUGCCAAACUACAUCCUAUGGAGGCAUAGAAACGAGCGCAAUUUACAGUGUAAACUCGGAGGUUAAACACCACACAGAACCCAAGAGAAAAGUGGAGAUCAUCGACUUGACCUUGGACAGUUCGUCAGAUGAAGAAGAGCCCCCAGCCAAAAAAACAUGUCCUGUAACCUCUGUGCUAAUACCUUCAACUGCAGGACCCAAAGGGGUAAUUAGUGUUGACCACCAGGCAUCUUCUGUCCUGAGAAGUCCUUCCAUGACAACGAUAGGCACCGAUUACUUAUCUGGCCUAACUCUUCCAGACUACCACCGAUCCUACGCAGGACCACAAGACCUCCAAGCACUGGAUUUGUAUUCCUACUUGCAGUCUGAUAAUCAGCAUUACAGUCCCUCUGUCAUCACAUCGUUGGAUGAACAAGAUGCGCUAAGCCAUUUCUUUCAGUACAGAACCCCCACCCACUACAUGAGCCCCCUGACACAGGCCAUCACAAGCUCUCAUGGGCCUCCCAGCAGUGCCAGCCGAAUAAGCAGCAUUGUAUCCACCAGCACUCUGAGGGAGAAUCACAGCGGGUCCCAAAGUGCCACCUCCACACUGCCAGGGUGCCGGUCUGACAUCAUAUCUUUGGACUGAAUCUUUUUCGUGUGAAAGGGAGAAUGGACAGAAAGUAGGUUGAAAGAGUCUAUCAGAAAGGAUGUGCCAGCCAGGGCUACAUUAUUGAGGAACGGCUGGUGAUAUACCUGGCUCUGAAAACUCAGCACUAUAUUUACUACAGCUUCAGUCAUUUUGUAGCCUUAAUGUGGCUUAUGGGUCUUUAUCUGUUUUUAUUUGGCAGAAUCCUAUGUGGCUACCAUCUUGUAUGGCAUUUCAGUGCCAGAGCUGAGCUAUCUUCCAAAAGGACAUUUUGAGAAUGUACAGGAAUUCCUUCUAUUGUUACAGAAAAAUAAAGCACAUGUCACUUCAGUGUUCCAUCACCCCAUAUAAUUCACCCUCUGACGUUUAAAUGGUGUGUGAAAUCCCACAAAAGCAUUUCCUUUCAAUUCAGGUUAGCUUUCAUCUGUCAAUCAAAAGUCCAGUGACAGAAUAAAGCACAGAUAUUUCAGAGUACAAUUUAUAUGGGGGUUUAAUAGCACUGCCCUUUUAAAUAAAUGGUGUCCGCUGGUCCAAGUGAUUGGAGCCCACUUAAAAAAGACAAUCUAUUGCAUAUCCUUGGUUCAUUCAUUAAUCAUGGGUAAUAUUAAAGUAUGUUUUGAGAGCAUUUCAGAGCAGGUGUACCCGAAAGCAAAGAGCUACGAUUUGCUUAAUAAUUUAGAAUCCUGAUUUUUGGAUGUCUGCAUAACAAAAUAUUGCAGAACUUCCUACCGCUCUGAGUCUGUGGUCAGAGUCUACACACGAAUAGAGUGGCAUCUGUCAUUCCCAUAAUCCAAGAGGCAAUUGACCCAAUGUACAGUCUCACCAACGUGUUAAGACAGACACCGAUUAGAAAUACUUAAGGGAUAUAUAUCCUCCGACUAUUUGAACAACCAAAAGAAAAUAACAAAAUAGCAGCUUAUACUCGUAACAGUCCCGGUUAGUUCCUAAUGUGUGAAUUGUUGGGAACUCGGUGAAUUGCAUAUAGUAGGGCAAAACCGCCAAAUACAAAAAACUACAUGUCAGCUGUGUUUGAAGUUUAGCUGUUGCGGCCUACGAUGUGUAAUUGACUUUAGUAACCAGCUGACUGAGUUGGGAUGAUUAAAAACGAUGGUCAGCAUAACUUGAUAUUAGAUUUUUGGCCUUUCUUUUAUUUUUUGAGCCUCUAUACCAGUGAUGGCGAACCUAUGGCACGCCGGGCCCUCUCUGUGGGCACGCGGCCAUAGGUUCACCAUCAAUGC